AUGGAUGUAAAAAAUUUAAGAAGUGAAUAUAUUCUAGAAGAGGAGAAUAACGUUUUUGAAGAUUAUAAAUCAUAUAUAAGUGAUAGUGUUGAGAAUAAAAGUAUAGAUUUUAAAAAUGAUUUAUCUUCAAGUUGUAGCAAUAAUAUUAACGAAGAAUAUGAUAAAAAAGAGGAGGAAGCAGAAGAAGGAUUAAAAGGGAAUGUUUAUGAAAAUAAGAAUGAAGAUAAAAAAGAAGAAAAAAUACAUGAUAGAACCAAUGAACAAUGUGAUAAUAUAAACGUAAACAAAAUAAAAACAACUAACUUAAUAAAUUUAAAAGUGGAAGAUAAUAAGUUACAAGAAGGAAAUUAUAAUGAUGAUAAUAAUAAAAAAAAUAAAAAUACAACAAGUAAUAAAAUGUUACAAGAUUUAGAAGAUAAAAGUUAUUCAAUAAAAGAAAAAAUGAAAGAAGAUCCUUGUUAUGUACCUAAGGAAUCUGGAUAUUUUUUACAUGAUAAUAGAUUUGAAAAUAAUGAAAAAAAGUUAUAUGAUAAAAAAGUAAAAAAUUAUAAAAAUCAGUAUACAGAAGAAAAAAGAUGGAAACAUGAUUUAUUUUAUGAUUAUAAGUAUGAUGAAUAUGUAAAAAGGGAUAAUAAAAACCAUAAUAAAACAUAUUAUAAUUAUAAUAAUAAAUAUUAUGUAUCCAAAAAUAAACAUGAUAACAAUAAAAAAAAUGAUUAUAAUUUUUCAUAUAAAAAUUAUAAAGAACGUUAUUAUUAUGAUAAAGGUAAUAGAAUAAAACAUAAUAAUUCUAUAUCAUAUUAUAAACAUUAUAAUGAUAUAAGAACAAAACUAGAAAUAAAAAGAGAAACAAAUAUUAAAAAUGAAAAUGAUAAUAAAAAUGAAAAAGUUCAUUUUUUAUCUGUGGAUAAUAAAACAAAUAAUAAUACACAAAAGAGGAAACAUUUAAAGGAAACCUUAUUAAAAAAGCAUGACGACCACAUUGAAAAAAUUACGGAAAAAGAGAAUCAAAAUAAAAGUACAUCCAGCAAAAAAGAAAAACAAAUAAUUUUAAAUGGAGACAUAGUUAUCGAAACAAAAAAUGAAGAAGAAUAUGAAAAUAUAAAAAAAGGAGAAGAGAAAUGUAUAAAAAAUAAUAUAAUACAUGAGCAGGAAGAAAAAAAUAUAAAUGAUGUAUCAAGUAAAAAUAUGGUAGCUAGUAUAAAAGAUGUACCAACCAAUGAAAAUCAUGAACAAAAAAAAAAUGAGGAAUCAAAUAAAAAUGGUACAAAUUAUAAAACAAAAAAAUUGUUAAACGAGAAAAAUAAAGAAGAAGAAAUAUAUAAAAAUAAUAACAGAGAAAAUCAUAAAAAUUUUGGGAACUCAUAUAAAUCUCAAAAUUACUACAAUAAUAAUUCCUUGAAUGAUAAAUAUACAUCAUAUAAAAUUGAUGGCACUAGAUUUGUAUAUUUAAAAGAUGAACCCAAUCAUUCUAAUAAAUUGUUAUAUAAUAAGGUCACUUUGAAAAAACAUUAUACAUAUGAAGAUAAUUAUAAUAACAAAAAAAAAUUGUAUGCAUAUCAUACUUUUAACGGAUCAGAACAAACGAGAAGGAAAGGCUAUUCAAUUAACAAAAAUAAGGAAAACUCAAAAAAUUUGGAUUAUAAAAGAAUGCAUACUAGAGAUAAUAACAUUACUAAUAAUUAUUCAAAUAAAAUUUAUAGUAGAUCAAAUAAACUUUAUGGAGCAAUUGGGUCUAAGGACACAAAGAAAUAUAGGUCUUCAUCGAGAAAUUAUAGAAAUGAUAAGUAUAUCUUAAGAAAGGAAAGUUAUAAAAAGGAAUAUAAUAAUAUAUAUGAUGAAGAGGAUAAUAAAAGUGAUAAAUAUAGAAAUGAUCGUGAUGUAAGGGAUAGAAGAAAAGGUUUUAGAAAUGUAGAUCGAGAAAAGGCACAUAUAUACAAAAAUGAAGACAAAAAUGAACAUAUAAGGGAAGGCGGAAAUGAACAGAAAAGGGAAGAUAAAUAUGAUCGUAAGAGGGAAGAUAAUUAUGAUCGUAAGAGGGACGAUAAUUAUAAUCGUAAGAGGGAUGAUAAAUAUGAUCGCAAGAAGGACGAUAAUUAUAAUCGUAAGAGGGAUGAUAAAUAUGAUCGCAAGAAGGAUGAUAAAUAUGAUCGUAAGAAGGAAGAUAAAUAUGAUCGCAAGAAGGAUGAUAAAUAUGAUUAUAAUAAGGACGAUAAAUAUGAUUAUAAAAAGAACGAUAAGUAUUAUCAUAAAAAGGACGAUAAAUAUGAUCAUAAAAAAGGCGACAAAUAUGAACAUAAAGUAGAAGAUAUAAAUGAACAUAAAGUAGAAGAUAUAAGUGAACAUAAAGUAGAAGAUAUAAAUGAACAUAAAGUAGAAGAUAUAAAUGAACAUAAAGUAGACGAUAUAAAUGAAAAUAAAGGAAAAGAUAUAAAUGAACACAAAGUAGAAUAUAUAAAUGAACAUAAAGUAGACGAUAUAAAUGAAAAUAAAGGAAAAGAUAUAAAUGAACAUAAAGGAAAAGAUACAAAUGAACAUAAAGGAAAAGAUACAAAUGAACAUAAAGGAAAAGAUACAAAUGAACAUAAAAGAAAAGAUACAAAUGAACAUAAAGGAAAAGAUACAAAUGAACAUAAAAGAAAAGAUACAAAUGAACAUAAAGGAAAAGAUACAAAUGAACAUAAAGGAAAUGAUACAAAUGAACAUGAUAUAGACCAUAAAAAAGAACUUCAAAAUGAGAGCAGAAAUCAUAAUAGAGAUGAACGAAGAACAGAAAAUAUUGAUGAACAUAAAAACGAUAAUAGAAAUGGAUAUAAAAUAAAAAAUAACCAUUAUAACAAAAAGGAUAGUGAUAGUAAUAUAUUUAUGAAGAAAGGAAAUAUGUACAAUACACGGUAUAACAGAUAUACAGAAAAUAGUUCAGAGAAAGAAAAAAUUGAAAAAAACAAUAGAAAUGAAUUAGAUAAGUAUAGUAAUUCUAGAAACACUUCAAAGAAAUAUUUCAACAAAUCAAAAGAUAAUAAGUAUUACCAUAAUAAUAAAUAUGUAAACAAUAAUACAGAUAUACAUAAAAAUUAUAGAACAAAUAAAAACAGUAAGGAAAAUUAUUAUAAUGAAAAAGAUGAAAAUAGGAAUAAUAUAAUAGGAACAGAUGAGAAAGAUAAUAAAGAUUUAAAUGAUAUAAAUGAUUCAAAUAUUCGUAAUAAUAUAAAUAAGAAAAAUGAAAAAAAUAAUAUAAAAAAUGGAAAAAUGAAUAAAGCAUUUUAUAAUAAUGAUGUUAAUAUAGAUAAUAUGGGAAAUAUUAACAAUAAGGAAAACAAUGACCUUAUGGAUAAAAAUAAAAAUGGUGAUAAUAAAAAUAUUAAUAAGGAUACUAUGAAAGAGAAAAGCUAUAAUGAAAAAUUAUCAAAUGGUAUGCAUGCAACUAUGAAUGGUGAUAUAAAUAAUAAAAAUAAUAGGAAUUACACUUUACAAAAUAAGAACAAUGCGACAGAUUUUAUUGAUGCUAAAAACGAUAACAAUAAUAAUAUGGUGGUGAUGAAAGACGAUGUAAAUAAUUCUUAUUCAAAACAGUAUUCAUUUAAAGGAUCAUGUACACAUAUGAAAAAAAAAAAUCCCAAAGAGGAUAUGUUUAAUGAUGCAUUAAAUAAUAAUAUGUAUGAAUAUAAAAAUAAUAUGAAUUAUAAUAAAAUUUUUGAUUAUAAUAACAUAACAAAUAUGAACCAUCACAAUCAACACCAACAUCAACAUCAACAUCAACAUCAACAUCUUCACCCACACCAACAUCAUCAUCAUCAUCAACAACAACAACAACAACAACAACAACAACAACAACAAACACAUCAUCAUCCUCACACACAUACUCAUCAAAUGUAUCAUGAUAAUAGAAAGAAUACUUCCAUAAAUAAUGACAAAAAUAAUUAUACCAAUGAGAAAGUUUGUUGUAAUUAUUUAAAUAAUAAUGUCUAUAAUAAUUAUUGUUAUGAUAAUAAUUUUAUGGAUAAUAAUAAUUAUUAUUUUGAUGAUAAUAUGUACCAAAGAAAUAAUAAUAAUUACAUAAAUGAAAAUCAUGCUUUUUAUAACGAUAAUCGAUACAUUAAUCAUAUGAAUGGUCAUUUCAUUAAUGCUAAUUAUAUGAACAAUAAUUACAUAAAUGAAAGAAAUUAUUUAAAUGUUCCUCCUCAUAAUUAUAUGAAUGAACCAAAUUAUAUGAACGACCAUAAUUUUGUAAACGAUCACACAUAUCAAGCUGAUGGUAAUUUUAUAGCCAAUAAUUAUAUAAAUGAAAAUACUGCAUAUAUUAAUGAAAAUUAUAUACACGACGCAACAUAUAUUAGUAAUAAUUAUAUGAAUGGUACAAAUAAUUAUUUCUAUGAAAAUAUGUAUCCAUCAUAUGAGAAUGAAAAUUAUUAUUAUGCCGAUAAUAAAUUUAGUAAACAAUAA
Molecule: messenger RNA, 4443 nt
Organism: Plasmodium reichenowi
Lineage: Eukaryota; Apicomplexa; Aconoidasida; Haemosporida; Plasmodiidae
Exons: 1
Coding region: 1-4443 (1480 amino acids)
Biological process (GO): mRNA processing
Cellular component (GO): exon-exon junction complex
Molecular function (GO): mRNA binding
Source: RefSeq, a predicted model, not a curated record